Podarcis raffonei (Aeolian wall lizard) is the source of this 5397-nucleotide messenger RNA. RefSeq names its product multidrug resistance-associated protein 1-like. Gene Ontology annotation, cellular component: basolateral plasma membrane. The coding region runs from base 297 to 4904 and encodes 1535 amino acids. NCBI's taxonomy places the organism in Eukaryota, Metazoa, Chordata, Lepidosauria, Squamata, Lacertidae. The transcript is spliced from 32 exons. Gene Ontology annotation, molecular function: ATP hydrolysis activity; ABC-type xenobiotic transporter activity; glutathione transmembrane transporter activity. Gene Ontology annotation, biological process: xenobiotic transport; glutathione transmembrane transport. The record is from RefSeq and is a predicted model, not a curated record.
CUACGUGGCCUCCUCCCCCGGCCCUCCCGGUCUCGCCUCGCGGGCAGAGAGGCGGGCGAGGGCCGGGGAGGAGGAGGGCGCGCCUAGGCCGCGGCUCUGAGGCGGCUCCUCCCGCGCCGGAGGGGGGCCUCUCCCUCGCCGCCCCCGACCGCUCCGCCCAAUCAGCUCCGGCCCGGCUCGGCCGGCGGCUCCUCCUCCCCGGCAGAGGCUUCCUUUCCCUCGAAGCCGCCGCCGCCGCCGAGCGAGGCAGAGCUUUCACCGGCCAGCCUGGGCGAGCGCCGACGCCGACGCCCGCCAUGGACGUCCAGCGGCUCUGCAGGGGCCCGGCCGGCUCCGAGCCCUUAUGGGACUGGAAUUUAACAUGGUACACCGAAAACCCAGACUUCACCAAGUGCUUUCAGAAAACCGUCCUCACCUGGAUCCCUUGCAUUUACCUCUGGGCUUGCUUCCCAAUCUACUUCGUGUACCUCCAGCGCCAUGACAGGGGAUACAUCCAAAUGUCGCAUCUCAACAAAGCCAAAACAGCCUUGGGCCUCUUAUUGUGGAUAGUCUGCUGGGCAGACCUUUUCUACUCUUUCUGGGAAAGAAGUCACAACAUUUUCCGAGCUCCUGUUUUUUUAGUCAGCCCUACGAUUUUGGGCAUAACAAUGCUGCUUGCCACAUUUUUGAUACAGUACGAGAGGAUGAAAGGAGCCCAGUCUUCAGGAGUCAUGUUGCUCUUCUGGCUUAUUGCGCUCCUGUGCGCCACCGUAACUUUUAGAUCCAAAAUUAUGCACGCCUUGAGUACGGGUUCUGAAGUCGAUGUUUUUCGUUAUAUUACAUUCUACAUCUAUUUCACUUUGGUGCUAAUCCAGCUGAUAUUAUCCUGUUUUCCUGAGAGGCCGCCUUUGUUUUCGGAAACAGUUCAUGACCCUAAUCCCUGCCCGGAAUACAGCGCUUCUUUUCUGUCCAGGAUCACAUUCUGGUGGAUCACUGGGUUGAUGAUUCAAGGAUAUCGGCAGCCGUUGGAAGCGAAAGACCUGUGGUCGUUAAACAAGGAGGAUACAUCUGAAGAAGUGGUGCCUGGUAUGGUUCAGAACUGGGCGAAGGAGUAUGCGAAGGCAAAAACGCUCUCGACGCCAAUGCUGUACUCGCCCAAGAAACCUACAAAAUCCAGUGGCUCGAACGGGGAUGUGACGGAAGAAGCUGAAGCUCUGAUCAUCAAACCUUCUCAAAGGGACAAGGAGCCGUCUCUUGCUAAGGUGUUAUACAAGUCGUUUGGGCCAUACUUCCUCAUGAGCUUCCUCUUCAAGGCCUUUCAUGACCUUAUGAUGUUUACAGGACCUGAACUCUUAAGGUUGCUCAUCAACUUUGUGAAUGACGAGAACGCCCCCAAUUGGCAAGGCUACCUGUACACGGCGCUCCUCUUCGUCUCCACCGGCCUGCAGACUCUGGUCCUCCACCAGUACUUCCACAUCUGCUUCGUGACGGGGAUGAGGCUUAAAACAGCUGUGAUUGGUGCAGUCUAUCGGAAGGCCUUGGUCAUCACAAAUUCAGCAAGGAAGACUUCUACAGUUGGAGAAAUUGUCAACCUGAUGUCGGUGGAUGCCCAGAGGUUCAUGGACUUGGCUACCUACAUCAACAUGGUCUGGUCUGCACCUUUGCAAGUCAUACUGGCUCUCUGUUUGCUGUGGCAGAAUUUAGGUGCCUCUGUGUUGGCCGGUGUGGCUGUCAUGUUGCUCCUGGUUCCAGUCAAUGCUGUGAUAGCAAUGAAAACAAAGACCUAUCAGGUUGCUCACAUGAAUUGCAAGGACAACCGGAUUAAGCUGAUGAAUGAAAUUCUCAAUGGGAUCAAAGUGCUAAAACUUUAUGCCUGGGAAUUAGCCUUCAAAGAGAAAGUCCUGGGGAUCAGACAGGAAGAGCUGAAGGUGCUCAAAAAGUCCGCUUACCUCUCUGCUGUGGGGACGUUCACGUGGGUGUGUGCCCCGUUCCUGGUUGCUCUGUCAACAUUUGCUGUUUUUGUCAAAACUGCCGACCAGAAUGUCCUGGAUGCUCAGAAGGCCUUUGUGUCGCUGGCGUUGUUUAACAUCCUCCGGUUCCCCCUGAACAUCCUUCCGAUGGUCAUCAGCAGCAUUGUGCAAGCCAGUGUGUCUCUGAAGCGUCUCCGAGUCUUCCUGUCUCAUGAAGAGUUGGAUCCAGACAGCAUCGUCAGAGGUUCCAUCAAAGACUCUGAUGGAAACAGCAUUAUUGUGAAGAGCGCCACCUUCAGCUGGUCAAGAAGUGAUCCUCCAUCUUUGAACAACAUCAGUCUUGCGAUCCCAGAACACCGCUUGGUUGCCGUCGUCGGUCAGGUCGGCUGCGGCAAAUCCUCGCUGUUGUCUGCUCUGCUGGGGGAAAUGGAAAAGAGAGAAGGGCUCGUCUCUCUCAAGGGCUCCAUCGCCUACGUCCCUCAGCAAGCUUGGAUCCAAAACGCGACUCUGAAGGAAAACAUUAUAUUUGGAAGAGAAGUGAAGGAGAACUACUACAAGCGUGUGAUUGAGGCGUGUGCCCUUUUGCCAGAUCUGGAGAUCUUCCCAUCAGGAGACCAGACCGAAAUUGGAGAAAAGGGUGUAAACCUGUCUGGUGGCCAGAAACAAAGGGUCAGCCUGGCCCGAGCCGUCUACUGUAACGCUGAUGUCUACUUGCUGGACGACCCCUUGUCAGCUGUUGAUGCUCAUGUUGGGAAGCACAUCUUUGAGAAAGUCAUUGGACCAAAGGGAAUCCUCAAAAACAAAACUCGAGUGUUGGUAACCCACGGCGUUGGUUACCUUCCCUUUAUGGAUACAAUCGUAGUAAUGACAGAAGGAAAAAUCUCCGAGAUGGGGUCCUACCAAGAGCUGCUAAAGCAAGACAGGGCCUUUGCAGAGUUCCUGCGCACGUAUGCCAGUGCGGAACAGAAUGUGGACAAGGAAGGUACCAGGUCAGAUGAGGACGAAGAUGCAAACAGCCCAACCACAAAGGAAGGGAAGCACAUGGAAAAUGGGGUUCUUGUGAAUGAAGCCUCGGGAAAAGAAGUCAUGAGGCAGCUCAGUAACUCUUCCAUGCACAGCGGGGAAACUGGGAAGUCCUUGAAACAGAACAGCACAGCUGAGCUUCAGAAGACGCCGGAAGAAAAAGGUGCCUGGAAAUUAACAGAAGCGGACACUGCCAAGACUGGGAAGGUGAAGCCGGCUGUCUACUGGGAGUACAUGAAAGCCAUUGGGCUCUGCAUCACCUUCAUGAGCAUCUUCCUCUUUCUCUGCAACCACACAGCCUCGCUUGCUUCCAACUACUGGCUAAGCCUGUGGACGGACGACCCUGUUAUCAAUGGGACGCAGCAGCACACAGACCUCCGGCUGGGCGUGUACGGAGCGCUGGGAACGUCUCAAGGUAUUGCCGUGUUUGGCUACUCCAUGGCUGUUUCAAUUGGAGGGAUAUUUGCUUCCCGCCGUCUCCACGUCAACCUGCUCCACAACAUUCUGCGGUGCCCCAUGAGCUUCUUUGAGCGGACGCCCAGCGGGAAUUUGGUGAACCGGUUUUCCAAAGAAAUCGACACCAUUGACUCCAUCAUCCCCCAGAUCAUCAAGAUGUUCAUGGGCUCCAUGUUUAACGUCAUUGGGGCCUGCAUCAUUAUCCUCCUGGCCACGCCAGUGGCUGCUGUGGUCAUUCCUCCCCUGGGAUUCAUCUACUUCUUUGUACAGCGCUUCUACGUAGCCACUUCCCGCCAGCUGAAGCGCCUGGAGUCGGUCAGCCGUUCCCCGGUCUACUCCCACUUCAACGAGACGCUGCUGGGGGUCAGCGUCAUCCGAGCCUUCGAAGAGCAGAAGCGCUUCAUAAAGCAGAGCGACGUGAAGGUGGACGAAAACCAAAAAGCUUACUACCCAAGCAUCGUCGCCAACAGGUGGCUUGCAGUCCGGCUGGAGUACGUUGGGAACUUCAUCGUCCUUUUCGCCUCUCUCUUCGCCGUCAUUGCCCGCAAUAGCCUGAGCCCUGGACUGGUUGGGCUCUCCAUCUCCUAUUCGCUGCAGAUUACCACUUACUUGAAUUGGUUGGUUCGCAUGUCGUCCGAGAUGGAAACAAACAUCGUUGCUGUGGAAAGAGUCAAAGAAUACUCUGAGAAGGAGAAAGAGGCAGAGUGGACCAUUAAGCAGACGGCCCCACCAAGCAACUGGCCCCACGAAGGCAAGGUGGAGUUCAAAGGCUAUGGCCUUCGCUACAGGGACAACAUGGAUUUGGUCCUGAGGGACAUCAACAUCACCAUAGAUGGAGGAGAAAAAGUGGGCAUCGUUGGAAGAACGGGAGCUGGAAAGUCGUCCCUCACUCUCGGCUUGUUCCGCAUCAACGAGGCAGCCGAAGGGGAGAUUCUCAUUGAUGGGAUUAACAUUGCAAAGAUUGGGCUCCACGACCUUCGCUUCAAGGUCACGAUUAUCCCCCAGGACCCCAUCUUGUUUUCUGGCUCCCUGCGCAUGAAUCUGGACCCUUUCGACCAAUACUCCGAUGAAGACGUCUGGAUGUCUUUGGAACUCGCUCACUUGAAAAACUUUGUCUCGGCACUCCCUGAUAAACUCAACCACGAGUGUUCCGAAGGAGGAGAGAACCUCAGUGUGGGGCAGCGGCAGCUGGUGUGCCUCGCUCGAGCCUUGCUUCGGAAAUCCAAAAUCCUGGUUUUAGAUGAAGCUACAGCAGCCGUGGAUCUUGAAACAGAUGACCUCAUACAGUCAACAAUCCGGACGCAGUUUGAGGGCUGCACAGUCCUAACGAUAGCACACCGGUUGAACACGAUCAUGGACUAUACACGGGUGAUUGUCCUUGACAAGGGUGAAAUUGCGGAAUAUGGCUCCCCUGCCAGCCUAAUCCAGAAGAGAGGCAUUUUCUACAGCAUGGCCAAAGACUCUGGCUUGGUUUAACGCCUGGUCCGCGGCGUCUCUCGCUGGGGGUGCAGCUCAGAAGAGGACUGGCGAACCAAACACGGACGAAGACGGCAGCCUCUGCCAAAAUCCAUUGCCCAAGAAACUCCAGCCAAACAAUUCCACUUCUUGCAACAUAAUGGAGACACAACAGGCACAAAAUCUACUUCUCUCCUCUACACUUUCCUGACCUUUUAAAGGGUUAGUUUUCAAGCAUAGCAAUGGACAGGUUGUUUCUUUGAGCCCCAAUCCCAUCUAUUUACCCAGAGCAGGGGUGGUUAUAUUUUGGCCCUUCGAAUGCUGCUGGUCUGAGUCCCCUCUGACCCCGUUGGCCACGACCAAAUUGAGUCCUUGGAGGAGGCUUGGCUGAAUUUGUGCCUAAAACAUUGCUCAGCCAUCCUGGUUUUUGUGGCAAGGAGCUCUUGGAGAGACUGGGUAAUUUCCUUUUGAAAACCCAGCAUCUCAAUGGGAGAAACCUUUAGAGAGGAUAGGA